UCACAACCAAAAAGAUCGACUGCCUCUUUGAGGUUAUUUGAAAAAGUUAUGUUCCUAAGAACAAGAGAAAAAGGUAGCGGUUGGAUCUUGAAGAAAACUGAGAUGCUUGUUAUCUUUUUAAUUUUUGUACAAGCCUCCUCAUAUUCUUUGGCCUUUGGAGAAUAUGUUUUUGAGGGGGCAGACUCAGUUGUCCUGCCAUGCCAGUACUCAGGUUUGUUACCUGAGGUAAACCCCACAGUGAUCUGGAGACGCCAUGAUCUUAAACCACCAACUAUCCACCUGCGGAGAGAGGAAGACGAUCUUCGUGGACAGAAUCAACGUUUCAGUGGGCGAACAUCAAUGAAACCUGAUGCUUUAGACUCUGGUGUCUUCAGCCUCAGUCUGAAAAAACCUCACCUCUCUGACAGCGGGAUCUACACCUGCAGCAUCAGUGAUGGCAGAGAAGAAAGAAGUAUCACAGAUGUUCAACUGGAGGUGAAAGUUCAACAGGUGGAGGUAAAGGUGGAAGAGGGAGUGGAGUUUGCCAUUCUGCCCUGUAAAACAACAGCUUAUCUGGAGGAGGAAGACACUGUGGAGUGGACCCGCUCUGAACCAGAAUUCAUGAUCGCCUAUGUGUAUGGCAAUGACAGCAACAAAGUUAAAGAUAUAGAUAAAUUAUUCUGUGAUCGUACAGAAAUGAGUAAAGAUAAAGUUAAAAGAGGAGACCUCAGUUUGACCCUCAGAUACCCCACAGAGAGAGAUACAGGAGUUUAUAUCUGCACAAUCUACAGGAAAGGGGACAUCGUCAGACAGAAAGUCAUUCUUCAUCUUUUCAAAGAGAUAUUUUCAUCAUGGGCCAAAGCUUUCCUGAUUCUUCUCAUCAUCGUACUUGUUUUUGGAGGCCUUUUAGUUCACUUCAGGCAAUAUCUAAAGUCAGUCUACAAAGUGGAGGUGAAUUCAGCACUGCAGUCUGUUACGCUGCCCUGUAAAUCAAUAACUUGUGUGGCUAAAGAUGUCACCAUAAGAUGGAGAAAUAACACCGGCCAGAUUGUUCACAUUCAUCAGGGCAGUUUCACAAAGCUUGAAGAACAACAUAAGCUGUACAAAGAGCGAACAGAACUGAAGAAGGGUUUAAAAUAUGGAGACUUCAGUUUGAUCCUAAAGAACCCCACAGACAAAGACACCAACAUCUACACCUGCACCAUCUCCAACACAUGGGGGAAAAUUCUGGUCAAGAAAGAAGUGCUGCUCAGUGUCAGAGCUGGGGUUGACUCUUUCAUCAUAGCCAUAGACAUCGGUUCAGCAUACACUGGCUAUGCUUACUAUGUCAAUCCCCAAAAGGAAGGAGGUGAGACCCAGAUAAAGAGAUGGGGUAAGGAACUUGGACUGGAAUCCCCAAAGGCUCCAACCUGCAUCCUGUUUGAUGAAAAUAAGAAAUUCUUGAAGUUUGGUUAUGAAGCAAAAACAGCGUACAACAAUAUGAAAGAAGAAGAGGCUAAGAAACAUUAUUUCUUUGAAAAUAUCAAGAUGGGUCUUAAUUGCAGGAACCCAGUGAAUCAGACAGCUAAAGCAGCCAAUGGGAAGUCAAUGAAGGCCUUCAAGGUGUUUACAGAAGUUCUAAGAUAUCUGAAGGACGAUGCUCUGGACACCAUCUCAGCCCAUGCCACAGUGGAAGAGUUUGAAGUCUCUGACUUCACCUGGGUGCUGAAUGUUCCUGCCAGCUGGGGUCCUGAAGCUAAACAGUUUUUAAAAGAUUCUGCAAUGCAGGCUGCUCUUGUAACUGAAGGAACAAAAAGCAAACUGACAUUUGUUUUGGACUCAGAAGCAGCUUUGGCCUGGUGUUUGAAGCCUCCUCCUGAUAGGUUCAUCAAGGGGAGCCACAGCAGAGACUCACUGGAUCAGUCUGCAGAAAUAAGACCUGCGGAUCUCAGCAGUGGAGACCCAUCCAGAAGUCAGGCGACAGUAAACAUUGAGAUGGAACCAGACGAAUCUGCAAACCUGCUGAAGAGAAAAACAAAUAUGAAAAGAGUUGUUGUUGUCGACUGUGGAGAUGAAACGAUUGACUUCACUGCUCAUGAAGUCCUGGAAGGAGGAGUCCUGCAGAAGCUGUUUGAGUUCCCCGGAAAUGAAAAAGGGGGAAAAAAUGUGCUUAAUAAAUUUAAACAAUUUCUGGGAGAAAUAUUCUGUGAUGGAGUCUGGGAUGAAUAUGAAGAAAAAUAUCAGAGAGAGGUUCAAAGGAUGCUACAUGAUUUUACCAGUUUAAAACGGGUAGAUGAGGAGAUUCUGAUCAGAUGUCCAUAUAGCCUAGUAGAGCUGGCCAAGAAAAAGAAAAACAUUGAAAUGUUCUUUGAAUCAGUAGAUGGAGCUUCCUGGGAUGAUGAUGGAUCCAUCAGAAUCACCAGAGAGAAACUGAGGUCUUUCUUUGCUGAGAGUCUCCAGGGCAUCACUGAGAGUCUCAGACAAAUAUUUAACAGAGAUCAUAGCAUUGGGUCUAUUGUGUUAGUGGGGGGGUUGGCUGAGAACCAGAUAAUACAUCAGCACAUCAUUGAUCAGUUUGGACAACAGCAUAAGGUCCUGGUUCCUGAAAGACCCCAGGAAGCCGUCCUGAAAGGAGCUGUAGAGCUGGUGAGAAACCCCCAGUGGGUGGAGUCUAAGAAAAAAGGCCCAGCUUGGUUAAAAUGUUUCUCUGAGAAAUUUUAAAGAAUGAAAAGUCAGGGAACAUCUUUUACAUUCUGGGUAAAAUCCACAAUAUCCCCAUAGUGGGACAAUAAAGGGAUUUAUCUAUUUUUAUUCUAAAGGAUGGGUAGAGAACUUUUUUUGUCAACCUCUUCAUUAACAAGCUAAUCUUUCAGACUUAAUGACCUGGUGUCACUGAAGAUCCACAGAAUUCAAUCUGUCCACUUUCUAUUUUACACUGGAGACCUGCUACAGAUUAUUAAGACUUUCUCAUUUAUAA
Molecule: messenger RNA, 2935 nt
Organism: Cyprinodon tularosa
Lineage: Eukaryota; Metazoa; Chordata; Actinopteri; Cyprinodontiformes; Cyprinodontidae
Product: heat shock 70 kDa protein 12A-like
Exons: 10
Coding region: 49-2679 (876 amino acids)
Molecular function (GO): ATP-dependent protein folding chaperone; ATP binding
Source: RefSeq, a predicted model, not a curated record